Molecule: messenger RNA, 2035 nt
Organism: Pecten maximus
Lineage: Eukaryota; Metazoa; Mollusca; Bivalvia; Pectinida; Pectinidae
Product: radial spoke head protein 6 homolog A-like
Exons: 12
Coding region: 220-1917 (565 amino acids)
Biological process (GO): cilium assembly; cilium movement involved in cell motility; axoneme assembly
Cellular component (GO): axoneme; radial spoke
Source: RefSeq, a predicted model, not a curated record
UUGAAAGAGUUUAAACGAAUCCGUAACUCUCCAAUUAAUACUGGAUAUAAUUACAUACAUAUACCUCCGAAACACAGGGAGAACACCUUAGUUCAUAUCGGUGCUAACAUUAACUUAAUAGGGGCAUUCAUCGAACUGGACGCCAAUGUGUAAGACUCAAAAACACCAGGAAGGCGUGGUGGUUUACUGAGGUAUUUUAAAGUUUAUGUUUUAACAAGUAUGAAAGACCAUCCGCCACAGGUUCGAGGAAGGAGGGACCUCCCAUCCCGUGAAGAAGAGGCAAGCGAGCUCGGAGAGCAUGUAUUCGAGGAAGAAGAGAAAAUAGUUGAUGUUCCCGAGGACGAAAGGAGAUGUAUCAACGCGAAGAUGUGCCUUAUGACGUCAUCGACCGACACAGGGAAGAAUCUGUAUGACCUCCUGAGCAGUCUCCUGGGAGAUGUCCUGUAUGAACGACCAGUUGAUGCGCUCGAGAAUCUUGAGGAUAGAAUCAUUGACCGGAAGAGGGAGGCUCUCUCGUUCGACUCUUCCACUCUCCUUGACAAACCUACGACUUCACAGGAACAGUACCUCGCGCAUUCGCAAUGGAGAAUAUUUCAGAAUGCUGGUGAAGAUACCGAGGAGUAUAAAAGGUCGUUCCGAAAUGAACACGCUGACCCAUCAGAGGAUGAUAAAUACGUAAUUCUUCCGAACCUUCUACGCCAAGCCUAUUUCUUCGAACAAAUCGGAUUCGGUCUUCCAAGAGAAGAAAUUGUAAGAGUAUCGAUUGCCAUGCGUGACAUCGUUGAGCAAUGGCCGAUCGAGAACAUCCGGUUCUGGGGGAAGAUCUUCGGCAUACAUCAGAAUUACUAUGUAGUGGAGACCGAGUUCCAAGAAGGUGACUACGAGAGUGACACAAGCGAUCUAGGAUUGGAGGAAGAUAUCGCAGACGAAGGGACAACAGACAGUUUAUUUGAUGAGCUAUCUACAUCCGAUGACAUCAAACCAACAUAUAAGCCAAAUCCAAAAAUCCCGUGUGAAGCUUUAGGAACCGGUCUUAAUAAGAAGAUCUACUUUGUAUGUUCCGAACCUGGAUUACCCUGGGAGAGAUUGCCUCAUAUCACUCCAGCACAGGUGGUGGCAGCACGGCAAAUCCGGCGGUACUUCACCGGCACACUGGAUGAUCCGAUCAUCGCCUACCCACCAUUCCCAGGAAUCGAACGAAACUAUCUGCGUGCGCAGAUUGCUCGGAUAAGUGCGGCAACAAGCGUAUCUCCAAUUGGCUACUUUCGGUUCGACGACCAAGAGGAGGAAGAAGAAGCGGAGGAGGCAGCAGGUGGACGUAGUGCGUGUGUGAUUGACACCGAGUAUGAUGGACUGCCCCUCCGGGAACUCGUGGACCCUAAUCUACAGUCAUGGUGUCACCACGUUCAGUCAAUACUACCGCAGGGUAGGAACACUUGGUACAACCCUGUGUCGGCCCAUAUCGAGGGGGAAAUGGAGGAUAGCGAGAUAGAGGACAGAGAGGAACCCGACGAACCGACACCGGAAGUUGGUCCGCCAUUGUUGUCUCCUUUAUCAGAAGAUCAGAGUAUAGGCGAAAGUCCGGCUUGGAUUGCCCGUCACUCUUCUAAACUGGUGCCCGAGUAUUCCAUUGCAAUGCUACAAUCAAACACUUGGCCAGGAGCUGUCACAUUUGGAGCCGACAGGGGCAGAUUUUUUGAGACGUUAUAUGUUGGGUGGGGACUGAAGAACCUCCCAGCCGAGUACGACCCUACCAUUCCCUCAUCUGCAAUGACGGAGUUCCCGAGUGGACCGGAAGUGACGGAAGCAGAUGACCCUACACCGGAAGAGGAAGCAGCAUUCAAGGCGGCAUUACAGGAGAAGGAGCAGGACGAUGAAGUGGGCGGUGAUGAGGAGGGGGAGGACGAGGAUGACUGAAGGAGAUAAUCAGUUGUGUCAGGAGAAAAUGACUCAAAGUGUGAAUAAGAGCUCAAAUGUAUUUAUAUUUUUUAAAAUAAAACAUUAUUGAUAGGACAUGCAAUGUCUUACAAAAUCA